AUGGCUGAAUCUCUAGAGGGACUCGAUCGUUUAUCCCCGGACGCCAGCUUCUUCGACGCGACUGUAAAUAAAACCGAAGGCACACCUGAACAAUCCUCAAUCAAAGAAGAGGUGGCUGUUGACCAGAUCACAUUGAACGGGACAACUUCAGAAAAUUUCGCGAAGGAUUCCACUCCAGUCGCAGUAGUGACACCAAGCAAACGUCCUCGAUUUUUUCGAAGUCCUAGCCCAGACAACAAGGUCGCCACCUCGCCCCCCAAAUCUGGUCAUAGGGCGGUUUUAGCGGAAAGCAACCAGCAAACUGUUGAUCCUCGAACCCCUACGCGUUCCAAGGAUGACACUCAUCGAUCUUCCAGCAAGCACACCCCACUAUCUCCACUGUCACCUCGGUUGAACAAAAAGAGUAAAAUCGCGAACUCGCCAGAUUCCUCAAUCACCUCAAUCAAGAAAGACUCCUCGACUGACGGGGUUGAAAACAAGCGUCCCAGUGAUUCUCAAGAUAAAUCGACUUGUCAGGCGUCUGAUGAAGCACAAAAAUUACGCGUGGACCAGCCGUUGUUUGAAAAUGUUUCUGAUCCGAGCGGCAAGUCUCAGGCAGCAGUCCUUGAUUGUAAGCCCGACCAUGACGCGCAUGAUAUUCCUCAGACGAAAAUCCUCAAGCUUGAUCCUGAGGAGAUUGAAAUGUCUCAGCCAGCAAUUCACAAGCCUGUUGCUCACGAUCGCGCUACUCAUCAGCCGGCAAACCUCAAAUCUGACCCUGACCGGCAAAAUAUUCCUCAACCGGCAGGCCUCGACCGCAAGCCCGACCUUUCGUCACGUGUGCCAGCGCCUUCAAGUUCAGCUGCCUCUGACAACAAAUGUAAAACCGAGCCGACACCAAGCACCGAUAACACUCAAUCACGCACCGUGCUGCCACAAUCCGAAGCUUCGAUGGAUGAAGAUCGUAAACCAAACCUGAGUUCUAGAUCUGACGUGAAGCCUGACCCUCAAACCUGGACCAGCAGCUCAAAUUACAUCGAUCUUUCAAGCUCUCCAGACCCACCAGACUUUUCUUCCGUUUCCAAGAAAAUAAAACCCGAAUACAGCGGAUCGUCUCGUCCCCCAGCUCCUCGCGCGUCGAAAGGUGCACUCCCGUCCUGGGAAAGGAAGUAUAUCGGUGGAUUCAUGUGCGAAGGAUACUUAAUUUAUUCGUCUGCCAGGCUGCGUGAGGGUGAAUCGGUUUGGCUGUCAAGAAGCUCGGCGAAUGAAGUCAAGAAAACCUCAAAAUCAGUCUCGGCAAAAAAGGAAGACCAUGUUGUUAGACUCGAGAGCAAGAACAAUGGCGCAUUUGCCCGAUUAAACGAGAAUUUUGCAAAAUGGAUCGUGAAAUUAAUCGACCAACGUCUGAUAAUUUUUGAAGGGAAAAUGAUGUUUCCUCCGUCGAAGUGUUCUAUUGGUGCAACGGUCCACUGUUAUUUAAAGGCUUAUCUCCUCCGGUCGGCGUUUGUUUCACCCACCGAUAAAAAGUUUGACUCUCUAACCAACCUUCAGAAGUCGAAACUGGCCAAUUUUUUCAACGCACCUGAAGCGAAAGAAGACAAAGAAAGGAUGGACAGACAACGAUCUGUCAACCACUUGUUCAGUACUAUCAAUCUCAUCGCAUCGAUUUCCAGCCCUGCUAGCGCGAGAUCUGGCAGUCGGCCGAACAUCAGCAGCUUCAAGACAGCAGGUUCCGUUAAAACAGACCCUGAUACAGAAGGUGUCAUUGACCAGCAAAGCAUAGAUCAGGUUUACCAGAAAGCUACUGCGCACGAUAUGUCUCUAGAUUUGCGUUCCCCUUGUGAUGGGUUCGAGCUUCCAUUACGGCCGUAUCAGCAGCAGGGCUUGGGCUGGUUAAUGAAAAUGGAAGUUACUCUCGAGGACGCCAGAGAAGAGGUUUCGAUACAUCCUCUCUGGGAAGAAUACCUAUUUCCUCACGAUGAAGACCAAGCACACCAAAUUAACGGCCCUGAUGAACAGUUUUAUUACAACCCCUAUAUGGGUGAAUUUAGCUUCGAGUUCCCCAGGGCUUCCCGCAAAUGCCAGGGUGGUAUCCUUGCCGACGAGAUGGGAUUAGGCAAAACGAUCCAAAUGGCAGCCCUUAUUUGCACUGCUCGGCCGCCUAAUCAUCCUUUGUUGAAACCAGCAAAUGACGACGACCAAUGGUAUGACUCAGACAAGAAACCUAAGAUCAAAGCUGAGCAGGAAGCGUCGGGAUGGGAAAGCAGUCCCCUCCAACAAGGCCCAACAAAGAGGAAUUUGCUUCGCAAGUCUCACGCCACAUUGGUCGUCUGUCCUCUAACUUUACUCGACCAAUGGAAAGACGAGCUUGAAAGGUGCCACAAAGCACUCAAAGUUUUUGUUUAUCACUCAGCUUCCAAAGCUGCAUUGAGUGGUGCGGCUGAUCAAUACGACGUCGUAAUAACAACCUAUAACAUCGUUGCAAGCGAGUGGGCGACGAUCGAUUCUAAGUCUAGCGAAAUCCCAAAGCUCCAUGGGUUAUUUAAAGUUGAUUGGUAUCGGAUCAUAUUGGACGAGGGACACAACAUUAAGAACCCCAAGGCCCAAUCAUCCAAGGCAUGUUAUAACUUAUCAGGACGCAGGCGAUGGGUGCUCUCCGGAACACCGAUUGUCAAUAGACUUGAGGAUCUGUCUUCACUAUUGCAUUUUAUCAGACUGGAGCCUUGGGGAGAUUUCUCCUUUUAUCGAUCCUUUGUCACGGUCCCUUUUAGCAAAAAAGAUCCCAAAGCUUUGGUUGUUGUCCAGACAAUUAUCGAAAGUGUCUUGCUGAGAAGAGAGAAGAAAAUGAAAGAUUUGAACGGAGAACCGAUCGUGUCUUUACCGCCCAAACACAUAAAUCUCGCCUAUCUAGAGCUCAACCGGAAAGAGCGAACGAUCUACGAUAUGAUUUACAACAAUGCGAAAUCCGAAUACAUGGAGUACUUGGGGCAAGGAACUGUUAUGAGCCAUGUGACGGCUAUCUUAGCGAUCUUGAUGCGACUCCGUCAAGCUGUUUUACAUCCUUCGCUCGUCUUGAAAAAGAUAAAAUGGUCCAAGGGCCAGUCGGAUGAUGAUGCCAAGACGAUUGGGAAUAUAAUGAAAGAUUAUGAAAACUCGACUGACUCUUCCUUCGCUGCCAACCAAUGGAAAGACUUGGAGAAAAGGCUCAAAGGUAAGAAAGGUGAUGGAGAAGUCGAAGAGCAGGAAUGUGUGAUGUGCCUAGAUGUAAUGGAUUCUCGGGUCUUUCUGCCCUGCAUGCACGCAUUCUGCAAGGAAUGCAUCAUGAGCUACAUCGAAAAUAAAGCUGGAGAAGAGACUACUUGUCCUACAUGUGAAGUGGCCUUUCAAGAGACAGGGAUCGUAGAGUUUGUCAUGAAUCGGUCCAAAAAUUCAUCGCAACCCUCCUCGGGAGUCAGUACACCAGGAGGACUAUCUAGCGCUGCGAUGAGUGAGGAUGAAGCCCCGGAGAUGGACACCAAACCAAUCGACAAAUCUCAAAUCGGUUCAAAAUCCUCGCGUGGUAUGAUUGAUCUUGAUUAUCAACUGCCUAUCGAAAGCAUUCCGAAGUCGCGUAGCGAUGAUGAAGAUGAUGAAAUCGGUGGAGGCUACUUGAAAAGGAAUGACUUUAUCUCUUCGACGAAAUUGGAAGCUUUGACUGAUCACUUGAUCAGAGCACGAAGAGAAGAUCCUGGGUUUUCGGCAGUUGUAUUUAGUCAAUUUACCGGCUUUCUAGACCUGAUCGAGCAAGUCUUAAAGCGCGACAAAUUUAGAUUUGUGAGACUUGAUGGAACAUUGCCGUCACGUAAACGAAAAAAAGCUUUGGAAACUUUCAACGACCCUCGAAAGCCUUGUAUCUUAGUCUGUUCCCUGAAAGUCGCUGGCGUCGGAUUAAAUUUGAUCAAAGCCAAUCGAGUCUACAUGAUGGAUACCUGGUGGAAUGAAGCCAUUGAAAAUCAAGCGAUUGACCGAAUCCACAGAUUUGGGCAAGACAAACCUACCUACGUUGUCAGGUUCUUAGUUAGCAAUAGUAUUGAAGAUCGAAUGCUAUCGAUCCAAAAGAAAAAGAGAGCCAUCAUUAAUGACGCUUUAGGUGGCAACAAGAACUCGAAAGCUACUCAAGCACAAACAUUGGAAAAUUUCCAGGCCAUCUUUGCGGAUUAG
This is a messenger RNA of Puccinia triticina, 4179 nucleotides long. RefSeq lists its product as uncharacterized. Gene Ontology annotation, molecular function: metal ion binding; ATP binding; ATP-dependent chromatin remodeler activity. NCBI's taxonomy places the organism in Eukaryota, Fungi, Basidiomycota, Pucciniomycetes, Pucciniales, Pucciniaceae. The record is from RefSeq and is a predicted model, not a curated record. The coding region runs from base 1 to 4179 and encodes 1392 amino acids. The transcript has 16 exons.